Messenger RNA from Aspergillus mulundensis, 396 nucleotides. RefSeq lists its product as uncharacterized. Bases 1 to 396 code for a protein of 131 amino acids. The transcript is spliced from 2 exons. Lineage: Eukaryota; Fungi; Ascomycota; Eurotiomycetes; Eurotiales; Aspergillaceae. The record is from RefSeq and is a predicted model, not a curated record.
AUGGACGUGGUUAAGGCCACGCAUGCGGAUCUGAAUCCCGUCCUGGAUCUUGCUGAUAUCGUCGGUCCAGCCGUGGGUGCCGGUGAUGGCCAGGAACGGGACCCCGAUCUCAUUCGCGACUUUGAUCUGUGGGGGUUAGACUUUGGUCAAUGUCUUUUCAGCUACGUCGACAACGGCGAGAUAGCCUGGGUUGACACGGGGGGCAGCAGCACGACGCGUAACAUCAGCCCAUCUUUCGGAGUCGGGAAAGACAAUUGCCGCGUUCUCGGAGAGCUGAGGCGUGAGGAGCUCCUUGAUUUGUGCCAACUUCGCCUCGGCGGUGCCGUUGGAUGGCACUGCGGCCUAGACGGCGAAGCCGAAGAGGGCAGUUGCCAGGAUGCUGAAGAACAUCUUUGA